Messenger RNA from Onychomys torridus (southern grasshopper mouse), 1524 nucleotides. It is a transcript of the gene Ivl, whose product is annotated as involucrin. Lineage: Eukaryota; Metazoa; Chordata; Mammalia; Rodentia; Cricetidae. Gene Ontology annotation, cellular component: cornified envelope. The record is from RefSeq and is a predicted model, not a curated record. Gene Ontology annotation, biological process: keratinocyte differentiation. Bases 1 to 1524 code for a protein of 507 amino acids. The transcript has a single exon.
AUGUCCCAGCAGCACACACUGCCAGUGACUGCGCCAGCUGUGGUUCAGGAAUCUCUCAAGACUGUGUGUCUCCCAGCUCAUACUCAGCAGGUACAAAUUAAGCAGCCAACUUCACAACCUGAACAGUGCCAGAAGGUAUUCUCUGAGACCCAAGAGAAGGGCUCCUCCAAACAAGAGAAAAAGGGCAUGACCCCUGUGAAGGGGCUGCCUGAGCAAGAAUGUGAGCAGCAGCAGCAGCAGCAGCAGCAGCAGCAGCAGCAGGAGCAGCAGGAGGAGCAGCAGGGACCACAAGAGCAGCAGGUAUCUGUGAAAAAGCCACACCAGGAGCUGCAGGAGCAGGAACUGCAUCUGGAGAAGCAGCUGCCACCACAGGAGCCACAGGGGCUGUGCCUGGGACAGCAGCAGCAGCAGCAGCAGCAAGGCACACUGAGACCACAAGAACUAAGUCUGAGACAGCACCAGAAGGAGAAGCAGCAGGCUCCAGAACUCUACCUGGGUCAGCAGCAGGAAACUGCUGCUGAUCAGGAACUGGUCCCAGGAGAGAAGCAGCCAGAACCACAGGAGCAGGAACCACACCAGGGACAGAGGCACCAAGAGCCACAGGAGCAGGAGCUGCCCCUGGGACAGAAGCAGCAGCAACAGGAACCACAGGAGCAGGAACUGCACCAGGGACAGAGGCAUCAGGAGCCACAGGAGCAGGAGCUGCCCCUGGGACAGAAGCAGCAGCAACAGGAGGCACAAGAGCAGGAGCUGCAGCUGGGGCAGCACCAGCAGCACCAGGAGCCACAGGAGCUGCAUCUGAGACAGCAUCAGAAACAGAAGCUCUGUGAACCAGAACUUCACCUGGGAAAGCAGUGGGAUCAGGAGCCACCAGAGCCAGAACUGCACCUGGGAAAACAGCAGCAUCAGGAGUCCCAGGAGUCUGAACUGAACCUGGGACAGGAUCAGAAGCAGAAGCAGAAGCUGCAUGAGCCGGAACUGCACCUGGGAAAACAGCAGCAUCAGGAGUCCCAGGAGUCUGAACUGAACCUGGGACAGGAUCAGAAGCAGAAGCAGAAGCUGCAUGAGCCAGAACUGCACCUGGGAAAACAGCAGCAUCAGGAGUCCCAGGAGUCUGAACUGAACCUGGGACAGGAUCAGAAGCAGAAGCUGCAUGAGCCAGAAUUGCACCUGGGAAAGCAGCAGCAGCAGGAGACAGAGCAUGAUGGCUAUCAAGGAACACAAAGUCUAGGUCAGUCACUCAAGCGAGAGAAAGCCCCAAGGGAGCAGCAGGUGGAUGACCCACACCUAGAAAAGGAGAAGGACCUCUUGGACCAGAGACUGGAUCAAGACCUAGUAAGGGAAGAUGAGCAGCUGGAACAGAAGAAUGAACAACUCCCAGAGCACCUGACAGAGCAAGAUAAGCCAACAGAGCAAGUUGUAGCAAGCACUGGCCAAGUCCAAGAGUCUCGGACAAUCCUACCAGUGAAAGGAGACACGUUGCUCACUACAGGGAAACAGAGGCAGAACCAGGAAUUGCAGUGA